Molecule: messenger RNA, 1890 nt
Organism: Penicillium brasilianum
Lineage: Eukaryota; Fungi; Ascomycota; Eurotiomycetes; Eurotiales; Aspergillaceae
Source: the annotation of a GenBank genome assembly
GCCCGAAGGAGCGAUAACGUUCUCGGUUGCAAUGUAUCCCCGCACGCUCAAAAACGUCGAUUCGUGAGGAGGCGAUGUCACGAAGUGCUUUAAAAGCUAUGAUCAGCCGCGGGGAUGUGGCAGAUGUUUUCGUUUUAUCAGCUUGACAUUUAGUCUGACGUGGAACUGUCUUCCCUUUUAACAUCGCCCUUGUGUGGUCAUAUAUUGCGUCCAGCAUGGUUAAUGAGUAUGAUGAUCGAGAUGAAACCUUCUGGGCACCGGGGACAGUCGCCCUAGAAGAUGGUAAAUUGAGCUUCCUUUCCAAUGUGAGCCAACCUAUAAUGACUGAUCAAUGUAGUUCACCGAACCAGCGACCAGCUUGUGCUUGUGCCGACGCCAUCGGCCGAUCCCAAUGAUCCCCUCAAUUGGUCGACCGCUCGAAAAAUGCUAAACUAUACCCUUGUCAGCUUCUUCGUCCUGUGGACCUUUGUCCAACUUGAUAUAGGGUUCACAGCAUGGGGCCCGGUGCAAGAAGAGCUUGGUUUCUCCAUCGAUAUUCUCAAUGCUGGCUCGGCAGUCAACUACGGCGGUCUUGCCAUCGGUUGCUUUUUCUUCAUUCCCCUCGUCCAUAAAUAUGGUCGCCGACCGAUGUAUAUCUUCAGUACUGCGCUGCAGCUUGCAUCCUGCAUUUGGCAGGCGAAGACCUACAGUGUUGGUAGCUUCAUUGGUUGUAAUCUGAUUUCUGGAUUGGGUGGUGCUAUAUCGGAAGUCAUCGCGCAAAUUACUGUUGCAGACAUGUUUUUUGUCCACCAGCAUGGUACCAUGAACGAAUGGUUUGUUAUAUUCCAAAGUGCAGGAGCCUUCCUUGGGCCCGUUGCAUCUGCUUAUAUUGUCGAAUCACAAGGGUGGCGAUGGAUGUGGUGGUGGUGUGUCAUAUUCUUUGCUAUCACAUUACUUUGUGUGAUCUUCCUCUUCGAAGAGUCGAAAUACGUGCCCAUUCUGAACGGCCAAAGCGUCGCACUUGCGGCUCCAGCUCAUGCAACCGAGUUGCCAAAUGACUCUAAAGCCAAGUCACCUGUCGAUGGCAAAGUCGCGACUGAACAAGUGCCCGCCAGUCGAGUCGCAGCCAACCCGGAAAUUAAGCCAAAAAUGUACGCCGAAAGGAUGGCUCUCAUCACACCGACCGAAGAAUCGCUGCUUCCUCAUUUUUGGCAGCCGAUUGAGACAUUGUUCACCUUCCCGGCUGUGACGUAUGCUGCUAUCACAUAUGGCUCCACUUUGGCUUUUUUCGCGAUGAUGACGUCGCUCCAGGCAACAUAUAUGUUGCUGCCACCAUACAACUUUGACGCAAUCGGUAUCGGUCUCAUGAACGUGGCACCAUUUGUCGGUGCUGUUCUGGGCUUCCCCGUUGGCGGUUACCUGAGUGACAAGUCCAUCCUGUGGCUUUCCAAGAAGAACGGUGGUAUCUAUGAGCCCGAACAGCGGCUUUGGUUGGCCCUUCCUGUUGUGAUACUGGGCCCUGCGUCCAUCUUGUUGUUUGGCCUUGGUCUUGCCUACGGCGUACAUUGGUCCUGCCUCGCCGUCGGCUUCGGUGUUUUCGGUUUCACGCUGUCUUCCAUCAGUGGUGUCUCGCUUUCCUACCUUAUGGAUUGUUACCAGGAUAUUAUUGGCGAUGCCCUAGUCGGUGUUAUCUUUAUGCGGAACAUUAUAUCUGUCAUAAUUCUCUUUGUGAUCACUCCGUGGGUCAAUGGUAUGGGUAUGCAGAAUCUCCAUAUUCUCGCAGCAGUGUUGGCUUUCUUCCUCUAUCUCAUUCCGGUGCCUCUUCUUAUUUGGGGGAAGAAGGCACGAGUCGCAACUGCCGCGCGCUAUCGCAGAAUGGCUGCGAACCAAAUCGGUCGCCGAACAGUCUGA